AAAGCACUCCAACUUUCACCUAUACAUUUCUCCUCGAGCAGCAGUUCGUUUAUAUAUACUAAAUGCGUAUAUAUAAACCACCACGAGUCCACAAACACAUGCAUAGCUAGCUAGCAAUUCCACCACGUACUCCCCGUCUCCCACCUGGGUGAACGACACAAGUCGUAGGCUCUCUCCGAUGGCUCACCACCGGCAGCGCGGCUUCAUCCCGUCGUUGUUCUCCGGGCCGUGCCUGGCCCUCGCCGUGAUGACCCUGCUGUGCGCCGCCGCUUCCACGACGGCGCAGCAGCAACCACCGCCACUGCCACUGCCAACACUGCCACAGCCGACGACGACGACGACGACGCCCGCUAUACCGAGCGUGCCCGCGUGCGCGCCGGCGCAGGCCACGCUGUCGCCGUGCUUCAGCUACCUCAUGGGCAACUCGUCGUCGCCGCCCACGGAGUGCUGCGCCCAGAUACGGGCCAUGUUCCAGUCGCAGGCGCCGUGCCUGUGCGCCGCCAUGGCGUCGGGGCCCGUCCAGCAGCUCGGGUCCGCGCUCGGCCAGAUGCUGCCAGCCUCGUGCGACCUGCCCGCGGACGCGUGCUCGGGGGGAACGAGCGCUACCCCGACGACUGAUCCGGUGACGCCGGUGUCAGGCACAACCCCUGCGGCGGCGGCACCGGCGGCGACUGAGCCCAACGGUCUGGACGACCCGACGGCGCCAGCCGGUGGCUCAGGAAUCAAGUCACUUCCAGGCUUGCCUCACUCGGCUGCAGCAGCAGGCUCCAGCGGUGUAUCUGCUGCUGCUCUCUUUAUGUCCUUGUUAGUCGUUUAUCUUCUUCGUUGAACUCUGCUGUGGUUAUAUAUGUAAUUCUGGCUUCUGGGAUUGUUCGUUGUUUUGAGUCAUGUCCAUGGUGCAUAUACACGUUCAAGAUGAGUUGGUUGGUAAUAUGCUGUUCAUGUUUUUAGUAAUGUUCUCUGUACUUAUUGGGAGAUACGAUCAGUGGACGUGCGUGGACAUGGAUUUUAAUGUGGGCAUUUGACA
Sorghum bicolor (sorghum) is the source of this 1027-nucleotide messenger RNA. Its product is annotated as non-specific lipid-transfer protein-like protein At5g64080. NCBI's taxonomy places the organism in Eukaryota, Viridiplantae, Streptophyta, Magnoliopsida, Poales, Poaceae. The record is from RefSeq and is a predicted model, not a curated record. The transcript has a single exon. The coding region runs from base 179 to 829 and encodes 216 amino acids.